GAUGCGAGAUGGUUUGUCAUUCUCCAGGGAGAAACAGUCACUCAACACCGGCUGAAGUACGCUCUGCCCCCUCAAGAAAAGAAAAACAGAGAAACAUUUCAUCAGUUCAUCUGAAGCCAAUUCCUGCUGCUGAUUUGAAAAGGGAUUUUCACACUGGGUUGGGUAUUUCUACAAACUUCAGAAAUGUUCCGAAUCAACAACACCCAAUAUUUCCACUUCCUGCAGCAGGCGGACGCCUUACGUCGCUCGGGGUCACUCUGCGAUGCCAUCAUCUCGGUGAAGAGUCACACGUUCAGGGCUCAUCGACUGGUGCUGGCCUGUGCGAGUAGAAGACUGGCGCAGCAGCUGGCCCAGGCUGACACAGACAGCCCGGCCCACUGUACUCUGGAGUAUUUCUCCCCACGCACGUUCCAGCAGGUCCUGGACUUCACCUACACCCAGGCUGUGGAGGUGUCCGUGGAAGACCUGUACCUGCUGCUGAGAGCCGCCCAGCUGCUGGAGAUGCGCCCGCUGGAGGACCAGUGCCGGAAACAGUUGGAAACCCUCGACCACAGAGCCAGGAGAGAGGAGGAGAGCGGAGAGGCCAAAGAUGUCAAAGAAGAAAAAGAAAGUGCGAAGGACGGGGCUGUCAAGAGAAAAGGAAGUCCGGUUCAAGAGGUGAAACUCAGAGAGUCUCCCUCAACAGUGGAGAAAACAAGCAACAGCGUUGUCACAGAGAAUCAUUCUCCCCCUGAAUCUGCCGAGAACCACAGCAGAUCACCAACCUCAAGAAAGAAGCCGAGACUGUCCCCUCUGUCACCAGCACCCCACAACAGUGUUAUCACCAGCUCACCCCUCUCCUCCUCCUCUUCCUCCUCUUCCUCCUCCUCCUCUCCCUGGGCCUUCUCUGCAAACAUGUGGAACUCUGUGAGCACCCUGAGGAAGAUAGCAGAGAACUACCCAAACUUCUUUGGUGCACAGUCCCCUAGUCAUUCUUCAGUAGCAUACCCAUUCUCCCUCUCUGCUCCCCACAUGUUCCCACUGCUGAGCCCCCACUUUCAAAACCGAGUCCACCACUCUGUGAUGGGCCACUCCGGCCUUUAUCCACACUGUGCACAGAACCUUUACACUGGCUCCACAGGGAUGGGCAGCAUCAUCAAGCAAGGCCUGCUAAAAGCAAAGAAAUCCAGCCAGAGAGCGUUUCACGGGGCCGUGCAGAGCGCCGAGCCGAGUUCCCCUCAAGUGCCCAAAGACAGAGUGGAGAGAGUUACAGACUGCAGGGAGUGCAAGACUCGUCACCCUGGUGAUCCAGCGCAGCAGGAGUCAGCCUCCUCGGCAACAGGUGAGGCGUGUGCAGGGUGUCACUUCUGUGGAAGAGAAGAUGUUGUGCAACGCGAGCCGCCGUCCAAUCACCUUGAGCGACAAUCAACCAGUGGAGACAAACCCUACCAGUGCAAACACUGCCCCAAAAAGUUCAGUCUGAAACAUCAACUGGACACACACCACCGAGUUCACACCGGGGAGAAGCCCUUCGAAUGUCGUCUUUGUGGUCAGCGCUCACGAGACUACUCAGCCAUGAUCAAGCACCUGAGAACUCACGGCGGGGCGGCGCCCUACCAGUGCACGGUGUGCCUGGAGUUCUGCAGCAGUCUGGUGGCCAUGCACAGACAUGUCAAGAGCCACACAGUGCAAGACUUCCCCCCUGACUGGAACAUCAACAGCACUUACCUGUACACCUCCCACAUCUGAGCCACGCCCCACAGACACCUGCAUCUGCACAAAGUUCUCAUAAAGUGUGGCUUUAGUUUGUGGCUCUCGUGUAGUAUCCAUAUAUUUGAGUCACAGAGAUAAGAAUCUGUUUUACUGGAUCAACUCGUGAUGUUGUGUGAGAAGGUCCUUUAACACCAUGACCACAGUUCUGAGGUCAAAAUGCAGGAGGGCCACCAGCCAGGGCUUUACUGUAGCACUAACUUCUCCAUGCACGUUCCAACAGGAGCACACAGAGUUUACUAUUUCACUUUAGGUCAUGUUUGUGCAUUAAAGUCACAUAAACAGCUCGACUUCAUCCAAUGUCACGGACGUCUUCCCUGUACUUCACAAUCACUGAACCAGUUGUGUAAACUAGGUAAGUUAGAUCCCGGUUGAUAGCGCCCUCAUGAGGGGAACAACUGUAACAACCUUUUUUUAUGUUCUGUGACAUUGCUCUAUAGCAGCAUAUCAAAAAGGUACCAGUUGCUUAGAUGUCAUAUUUGCAGCAGGAUAAAAAAAUAGAUUUCUUAUUAAUUGCAGGAUAUUUCAUGCAAGAUUCACCGUUUUUAAUACCUAAUGUGAUAUCAACAUGAUCUUAUUCUAUGUAUUUAGUCCGUCCUUCAAAAACAUGAAUUCAUUCUAAUUCUUUGAGUAAUGAGAGUCUUCAUGAGCAUUCGAGAACACGGCCAUGACCCUUGACACUGUAUGUGUUACCAAAGUCAGUCAAAUUCAACACAAUAAUUUGCUGUAUUUAUAUAUAACACAAGAAAUACGGAGCGAUGUGUGUGAGGUCGUUUAAAUGGGGCGAGAUGAAAUAAAUGAGCUUCUUUAGUGACAAGGACUAGUUCAGUAUUUUAUUUUAUUUUUCUCUGCAUGACCAUUCACUGCCUUCAUUUAUCCUCAAAUACAUGGAUAUACAGUAGUGUGUGUCUCAAAAGUAAAUUGUUACUCUAUUUCACAACUGUCAUAUCUCUGUAGUCCACUGAAGAUUAUUUGCGGGUUUCAUGUGUGUGAGAUAGAAGAUAAAUAAGUUAAU
Molecule: messenger RNA, 2764 nt
Organism: Limanda limanda (common dab)
Lineage: Eukaryota; Metazoa; Chordata; Actinopteri; Pleuronectiformes; Pleuronectidae
Gene: zbtb32
Product: zinc finger and BTB domain containing 32
Exons: 6
Coding region: 184-1728 (514 amino acids)
Biological process (GO): regulation of transcription by RNA polymerase II
Cellular component (GO): nucleus
Molecular function (GO): RNA polymerase II cis-regulatory region sequence-specific DNA binding; protein binding; DNA-binding transcription factor activity, RNA polymerase II-specific
Source: RefSeq, a predicted model, not a curated record